AUGAAAGAUGGUAUUGACUUUACCGAGACAGAAGCAUAUGCAAGGAUAUAUAACUUCAUCCUGAUGGUCGAUGACUCUAUAAAGAGCUCAAAGCAGAAUCAGAGCAGGCAACACAGAGAUCUUCUCGCAAGUAUAGCUGAAAUCAUAAAAGAGACAGAGAAGGACCAGACUCCACAAAGAUAUGCAAAUGCUGCAGCAAAGAUUGUAUUCAAGAGAAUAUGCGAUGAACAUGAUGAUGAGUAUCUAAGAAACUCAUUUGGAAACAAGAUAAGGCUAGAUUAUGGUACUGGACAUGAGCUGAACUUUCUAUGCUAUCUUUAUAAUCAGUAUUGUGAGGGCGCAAUCACCAUUGACUGUGUGUUUACUACUCUCGUAGAAUACUUCGAAGUCGUCAGGCUCUUUGUAACAAAGUUUAACUUGGAGCCUGCAGGGAGCCACGGAAUAUGGGGACUAGACGAUUACCAGUUCCUCCCUUUUCUUUUUGGAUCUUCGGAACUCUGUAAUACAAGGCUCAGGUUUGACGAAUUAGAUGACACCAAAUGCUACUUUGUUGCUGUGAAGAGGAAGUUGGGAGGCUCCUCUCAAAUCCUCAAAAGCAUCAUGGACAAAGAUUGGGCAACAAUCAACAGAGGAAUGAUCCGGAUGUAUGAUGACUAUGUAUUGAAGAAAGACGUUGUGACACAGCACUUCAUUUAUGGAAGAUAUCUGAGAAAAGAAAAAGGCUAG
Molecule: messenger RNA, 726 nt
Organism: Encephalitozoon romaleae SJ-2008
Lineage: Eukaryota; Fungi; Microsporidia; Unikaryonidae
Product: phosphotyrosyl phosphatase activator
Exons: 1
Coding region: 1-726 (241 amino acids)
Biological process (GO): mitotic spindle organization
Cellular component (GO): cytoplasm; nucleus; protein phosphatase type 2A complex
Molecular function (GO): peptidyl-prolyl cis-trans isomerase activity; protein tyrosine phosphatase activator activity
Source: RefSeq, a predicted model, not a curated record